UGUAGCUUGGAUUCCAGGCUCUGGGGAGGCAGCGCCAGUGCCCAGGCUGCAAAACCCAGAACAGCAAGAAGAGGCGAACAAAUAGUCCCCAGCGCCUCCUCUGGCCGCUGUCGGACGAGUGGUCCCAGCCGCCGCCGGGCUGGCCGAGCCAGGCCGAGUCGAGCUCAGCGCACGGGCCGGGCCCCGCGGGCUCUAAUUGUGGCGCUUAUGUUGAUGAUUUUUUUUUUUUUAAUCACAGCAGCCCCCAGUUUAGCGGACUGAUUUACUCCCGGUAUUGGUAAAUAUGAUCACGUGGGCAGCGCGACCAAUGGUGGAGGCUGCAGUCUGCGAACUAGUCGGCGGCUCCGGCGCCGGCGGGGAGCUGCUCCGCGGCGGGCAGUGUAACCUUGGGUGGGAGCGCACGGCGCCUCAAAAUGUCCUCCAGUGGCACCCUCAGCAACUACUACGUGGACUCGCUCAUAGGCCAUGAGGGCGACGAGGUGUUCGCCGCGCGCUUCGGACCGCCGGGGCCAGGCGCACAGGGCAGGCCCGCAGGUGUGGCCGACAGCCCGGCCGCCGCCGCCGAGUUUGCCUCGUGUAGUUUUGCCCCCAAAUCGGCCGUGUUCUCCGCCUCGUGGUCCGCGGUGCCCGCUCAGCCCCCGGCGGCGGCAGCGAUGAGCGGCCUCUACCACCCGUACGUGCCCCCGCCGCCCCUGGCCGCCGCCGCCUCCGAGCCUGGCCGCUACAUGCGCUCCUGGAUGGAGCCGCUGCCCGGCUUCCCAGGCGGCGCGGGUGGCGGCGGCAGCGGCGGCGGCGGCAGUGGCCCGGGCCCUGGUCCCAGCUCCGGUCCCAGCGGCCCACACAACGGGCACCACUACGGGAUUAAGCCUGAAUCCGGAGCGGCCCCGACCCCCGCCGCCGCCGCCUCCACCUCCUCCUCCACUUCCUCGUCUUCCUCCUCCAAACGGACUGAGUGCUCCGCGGCCCGGGAGUCCCAGGGGAGCGGCGGCCCCGAGUUCUCGUGCAGCCCGUUUCUACGGGACAAGGCGGCAGCGGCGGCUGGGGGAACCGGGCCCGGGGCAGGGAUCGGGUCUGGGUCCGGGGCAAGCGGCUCAUCGGAGCCCUCGGCUUGCAGCGACCACCCAAGCCCGAGUUGCCCGCUGAAGGAGGAGGAGAAGCAGCAGCCGCAGCCGCAGCCGCAGCAACUUGACCCAAACAACCCUGCAGCAAACUGGAUCCAUGCUCGCUCCACCCGGAAAAAGCGCUGUCCCUACACCAAAUACCAAACGCUAGAGCUGGAGAAGGAAUUCCUCUUCAACAUGUACCUCACCCGAGACCGGCGCUACGAGGUGGCAAGGAUUCUGAACCUAACAGAGAGACAGGUCAAAAUCUGGUUCCAGAAUCGCAGGAUGAAAAUGAAAAAGAUGAGCAAGGAGAAAUGCCCCAAAGGAGACUGACCCAGCGGGGCGCUGGCGGAACUGUGCUGCUUUUGCGAAGGCAGUGGGGACUUUUCUUUGUGGGUGCUUGAUUUCCAGAAACUCUCCAGCAACUGGGACAUUUCUUUUCCUUUUUAGGUAGAAGUGACGGUGUGGUUGGUCUCUGUGAGGUAUUUGGGGACUCUGUAUUUGCCUGCUUAUGUGUUGGAGAGCCCAAGUGGCUUUGGGAUUUUGCCCUCUCCCGCUUCCUCCUUUUCCUUUCCUGUUGGUUCCUUAGGAAAUGCUAUAUUUUGUGAGUGCACGCUGGCUCCAGGAGUCCUCUCCUGUGUAAAUGUUCCCUCUGUGUCUGAGAAGUGCUGUAGUUUAGCCCCUGGUGCUGCUCAAGCAGGGGCCAAGGGCGCCCCACUUUUGGGAAUGAAGGCAGAGGCAAGAUAGUGCAGAGGCCUGCCCAGCUUGAGGCCCAGCCAGGUUGCCCACUGGUUAUGAAAGCCCCUAUCCUCAGGGAGCCUGCUGACCUUUGACUGAGACCUGAAAUGAGGCCGAGAGGGGAGCCCAGGGCCCUCUGUUGGGUCGUGGGUUUAUUCUAGUGCACCGGAGGAGCCUCUCUCUUCCCAGAAGGGCUCAGCUGGAAUGGGCAGCUGUGGGUGUAGGCCCUCCAGGUUCCUGCCUGAGGACCCAGUUGUAAAUGUUAUCGCUUCCUACCAAUAAAUGCUGACCUGAUCAAAUGGA
This is a messenger RNA of Manis pentadactyla (Chinese pangolin), 2144 nucleotides long. RefSeq names its product homeobox D9 (gene HOXD9). Gene Ontology annotation, molecular function: DNA-binding transcription factor activity, RNA polymerase II-specific; RNA polymerase II cis-regulatory region sequence-specific DNA binding. Gene Ontology annotation, biological process: embryonic skeletal system morphogenesis; anterior/posterior pattern specification; regulation of transcription by RNA polymerase II. Gene Ontology annotation, cellular component: nucleus. The record is from RefSeq and is a predicted model, not a curated record. The transcript has 2 exons. The coding region runs from base 414 to 1436 and encodes 340 amino acids. Lineage: Eukaryota; Metazoa; Chordata; Mammalia; Pholidota; Manidae.